AUGAAAAAGUAAACGAAAGGAGAGCCUGAUCUUUUGAUUGAGUCAAUGCAAAAACUAAUAGAGUAAAUGUGCUAAUGUUAUUAAUGAGUCAUAUGAAUGAUAGUAAACAACAUUAAGAGGAGAUAUUUCAAUCACUUACACCUACAGAUGUUCAAAAAAUAUUAACAAAUUUUGAGGAUAAAAACUAAAUAAUGAGAAAGACUUCAGCAGCUUUUUUAUGUGAACUUGUAUUCGACAAUCCUACAGUUUAAAAAGGAUUUUGUGAGAUUUCAAAUAUAUUACCUAUGGAUGGCAAAGUAAGUAAUUAAUGAAAUUAGAUUUGUGUAAACAAAAUACCAUAAUCAUUAUUGAGUUAGUCUAAGAAUUUACCAGAAAUCUUUGAAACAAUAAAAAAUGCUUAAAUACCAUUUGAUAAUGAUUUAAAUUAUCCUUUAUGUUGGUAUUUUGAAAAUUAGAGAGACAAAGUAUGGAAAAAGGGUGUAAAAUUUAUUAAGUUUGAGAAAAGCAAUAAUGGAGCAAAGAAUAGAAUAGAAAAGUUCAUAGAUCCAUAGUUACAUCUAUUUGGUUUCAUAAUUGCAAAUAAAAAAGAUAUAUAAUCUUAAGAUGAAAUAAAGAAAGCAACAAUAUAAACUAGAUAAUAAUAAAGUGUGUCAACUUAUGAAUCAAAUGUGAAACGAAUUCCUAAUGUUUAGAAGAUGAGACCUAAUUCAGGACAAUCUCCAAUUCAAUCAGUUAGUCCAUUAAUAAAAAGACAAAGAGUAAUGAAUGCUUCUGUAGAUUAUGAUACUAGUGGAACUAAAUCUUCUCUUGGAAAAACAAUUAUAGAAACAGAAUAAUUAUAGACAAUCAAUGAAAUUGAUAGGCCUAAAUCAAAAUUGGAGACUAAAAAGAGUACAACAAACAAUAAUAUUUCAAAUAUCUAGAAGAGAUUUAAAUGAUU
Messenger RNA from Paramecium pentaurelia, 940 nucleotides. The record is from the annotation of a GenBank genome assembly. NCBI's taxonomy places the organism in Eukaryota, Ciliophora, Oligohymenophorea, Peniculida, Parameciidae.